Messenger RNA from Wasmannia auropunctata (little fire ant), 991 nucleotides. RefSeq names its product mitochondrial GTPase 1. Gene Ontology annotation, cellular component: mitochondrion. Gene Ontology annotation, molecular function: GTPase activity; GTP binding. NCBI's taxonomy places the organism in Eukaryota, Metazoa, Arthropoda, Insecta, Hymenoptera, Formicidae. The record is from RefSeq and is a predicted model, not a curated record. The coding region runs from base 63 to 971 and encodes 302 amino acids. The transcript has a single exon.
UAGUCGCGAAUCUGCGGCAAAAGUUCGCGUCGCCGAACGUGUUGCGAUGGUUCCCCGGGCAUAUGACGAAGGGUCUGCGGCAGAUGCAGCAGCGACUGAAAAAUAUCGAUUGCAUCGUGGAGGUCCACGACGCCCGGGUGCCGAUCUCCGGACGUUACGCGGACUUCAGUAGGACUCUGACCGGCUUGAAGCCGCACAUAUUUAUACUGAGUAAAAAAGAUCUGGCCGACACGAGUCAUAGGAAGAGUAUAGUCUCUACGUUGAACAGAGAGGGGCUGUCCAACGUGAUUUUUGCCAACUUGAAAGAUAAAUACUGCAAGGGCACGAAGCAGAUCUUACCCCUGGCCAAGAAGUUGAUAUUAAAUUCGCAACGUUACAAUAGAACGGAGGAGGAAUCGUAUUCCAUGAUGGUCAUUGGUGUGCCCAAUGUUGGAAAGUCCUCCCUUAUCAAUUGCUUGAGAAACAGUAACCUUCAUCUCUCGGGUAAAGCCACCCCCGUUGGCGCGACGGCUGGUAUCACGCGAUCCGUAUUGACCCGUAUCAAAAUAUCGGAGAAUCCAGUAAUGUAUCUGAUUGAUACCCCAGGUAUUCUAGCUCCUUCCAUCAAGGACGUCGAUGCUGGCUUCAAGCUGGCCUUAGUGGGAUGUCUGCAGGAUCAUGUGGUAGGAUCGCAUCUGCUUGCGGAUUACCUGCUAUUUUGGCUGAAUAGAAACGGCCGAUUUGAAUACGUAGAGAAAUUAGGUUUGCCAGAACCGAACGACAAUGUGUUGCACAUACUCACGUUUAUCGCUGCAAAAUUGGGAAAAACCGUGAGAAUAAAGAGCUACAGCGGUCAAUUAGAAAUUAAGCCGGAUUUAAAGUUUGCAGCGGACCAUUUUGUUAGUCUAUUUAGGAAGGGAGACUUAGGAUGCUAUUGUUUAGAUAUAGAUUUACUAGACACCUCACAAAACCUCGAAGUUAGUUUAGGCUAAUGAUAAUUAUAUAUGUAAAU